Messenger RNA from Ichthyophthirius multifiliis, 2082 nucleotides. RefSeq lists its product as hypothetical. Gene Ontology annotation, biological process: protein phosphorylation. The transcript is spliced from 6 exons. The record is from RefSeq and is a predicted model, not a curated record. Lineage: Eukaryota; Ciliophora; Oligohymenophorea; Hymenostomatida. Gene Ontology annotation, molecular function: ATP binding; protein serine/threonine kinase activity.
UUUUUAAAUUCCUUAUUUUAAAGUUACUUAUGAACUAGGACAUCCAGUACAUGCUCCCAUCAUAGUUAAAGUAACAAGUCCUGUUUUUUCAUCGAAAUUUCUAUAAACAACAUCACCUCCGUCAUCUUACACAAGAGGUCUUAUUCUUGUAUCAAUUAUUUCUUUUAUUAAUAUAACUUACUCGCUGUCAUUUUCAUUUAUUUUUGUAUCUUCAGGCUCUGGUUUAUCUGUAAUUAAAGGUUCUUUACUUGAAAAUUAUUCAUUUAUUAGAGAAAAAAUUAAAGGCUUUAAUUCACUCCAUUCAUAUUCUUCUUCUUUUGAUACUGAAAUAUAAUCUUUACCAUAAAAUACACGGUUUAUUCCAUCUACAGAGAACAAUUUUUUUGCUAAAGGCGAUUUAUGUGUAUAUCGCGCUGCUGUAAAUUCUAUUGCUGGAUUAUCGUCCAUAACUUGAUUUCCAGUCGGAAUAAAUUUAAGGAAAUUAGGGUUUGGUGUUUGCUUUACUUAAAUAAAUAAAGUUUACAAAAAACAUUAACAAUAAAAAAUUAAAAAAGCUAAAUAGCUUAAAAAAAAAAAUCAAAAUCAACAGAAUAGAAAAUAAGAUAAAACUCAGCAUAUAUUCCAAAAUAAAAAAAUAAAAUUCUAAUUAUACUAAUAAUAAUAAAAAUAAUAAUAAUAAUAAUAAUAAUAAUAAUAAUAAUAAUAUUAAUAAUAUCUUAAACAAUUUUUUUCAUUUAAAAUCUUAUAGUUCGUUUUUUCUCGACUUCUGAGGAUAAAAAUAUCUAAUGGUUAAUAAAUUAUUUGAUUAGAAAAAUCUAUAUUUACGAAAAAAAUAUUCUAAAAAAUUAAGAUGAAAAUUAUUUAUUAAAAUAAUUAAAUUAAAUUUCUACUUUUGUUUCUUCUUAAAAUAAUAUACCUAUUUCUUUUUAUUUUACUUAAAAGUAAAGAAGUGUUAUUGCAUUUGUCAAAAAAUGCAUUAAUAUAAAACCUUUUUAUGCUCAGAAAAUAAAUAAGAAUAUUUUUUGCUAAUAACGGAUAGGUAUUAAGCAUUUUAAUUUGAUAAAAUGUAUUGGCCUAGGUGGAUUUUCGAGAGUAUAUUUAGUAUAAAAAAUAGAUACAGGAGAAAUGUUUGCUUUAAAAUUAAUAGAGAAGGAAUUUAUUAUAAAAAAUUAAAAAUAAAUAAUUAUAUAAAAUGAAAGGAAUGUAAUGAUUUAAUUAUCAAAAUGUCCUUUUUUAUUACAAUUAAGGUACUGUUUUGAAAGUAUUAAUUAUAUUGGAUUUUUAAUGGAGUUUUGUGCAGGAGGGGAAUUAUUUUUUCAUUUAAAAAUGAUGAAAAAAAUGCCUGAAGAUAUAGCUAAAUUUUAUUUUAUUUAAAUUUGCUUAGGAAUAGAUUUUUUACAUUAAAAUAAUAUCAUCUAUAGAGAUAUUAAACCUGAGAAUAUAUUACUUGAUCUUGAUGGAAAUAUACAUAUUGGAGAUUUCGGAUUAGCAAAACCUCUUUAAGAUAAAAAGUAAUUAACUUAUAGUUUCUGUGGAUCUCCAGAAUAUAUGGCUCCUGAAAUGUUACUUAAAGUCGGACAUAAUUAUUCUAUUGAUUUUUAUUGUUUAGGCGCUUUACUUUUUGAAUUAGUUACUGGUUUACCACCCUUCUAUAGCCUAGAUAGUGAAGAAAUUUAUGAAAAUAUUCUUAAUCAAGAAAUUUGCUUUUAAAGAAAUUGCUAGGUAUCUUUUGAUUUGUAAGAUAUGUUAAAAAUAUUAUUAUCUAAAAAACCUGAGAAUAGAAUUUCGAAUAUAAAAGAGAUUUUUUAACAUAAAUGGUUUAAGGAUAUAGAUAUUUAAGGUAUUUAAAAUAGAAGUGUUUAAGCUCCAAUUAAACCUAAUCCUUUAAAGUUUAAUUUCGAUGAGGAAGAUUUUUUGGAAGGAGAAGCGGAUUUUAGGAAUAAAUUAAGUAAAGAAGAUGAAAAUUUAGAAUUUUAAUAAAAAAAAUAUAUUUUUAAAGACUUCUAUUAUGAUUAUAAUUUUGCAAUUGCUGAUGCUGCAUAUAUUAAGGUUAAUCAAGUCUAAAUUAAACAAAAUUGCUGA